UCACAUUCGGGAUCUGUAAUUAAAUCUGUGCGUUUUUUUUUUGUUUUCUAAAUUUGAAAGGUUAUUUAAGAAAAUAAUUUACAGUUAUUCGAAGUAUUGGCCAUCUGAAGCUAUAACAUUUUUCCAUCUUUCCGGCAAUUUGUGGAUUCCACCCAUUUGUAUUUCAUCUGCGGUUCUCUACGUUUUACAGAACAUGCUGCUGGGUUCGCAGAUCAAUGAAAAUCUUUUACGAUAUCAGCAAGAUAUUUCACAUAUAUCUAUGUAUAUAUAUGCUUUAGAGAUCACGCUACACGCGUACAUAACGCUUAAUUCCAAAAUCGUUAGACUAGUUCGCGUGGUACGAGAUUAAAUUGGAGAUCCAUUACUGCAGUCUUAGAAUUCUGAACUCACCAUUAUUGUAGUAAGAAAUUAAGCUAAGUUCUAAGAUCUAAAAAGGAACUGAAUGGACGGAAUAUACGAUUAUUUUUCUCCAAUCUUAACUGGAUAAAUAUAAGCCAGACUUCUAAUCCCACAAUUCAAAUGAUACUUAGAUAAAUAGAAAACUAUUUAAGAGGUUCUAGGGCGCUACAAAGUUUAAGGAUCCGAAAUUCGCUAUGCAGAUACGAGAUAAUACUUUGGUCAAGGCAACAAAAAAAUAAAAUUGUCAGUAUCUAGAUAAGGUCUAGAUGAGGUCAGAUAGAUUUAAAAAAAAUGUUGAUGGUAAAAAAAAUAUUGAAUUCUUUUCUUUUAAAUUUAUUUGGUCUGAACUUGUGAUUAUUCAAUGGGCGUGAUCAACUUAAAAAAAAAAAAAUUAACAAACCCCGUAACGAAUACUUUUGUGCAACAGUGUAAGUACCUAUGCGUGCUUCCGCAUUACCUAUGAUCCCCUAAGCGAUCCAACAAAGUGGCAUCAAAGUUCAUUAAUGUUUAUUUUUUUUUACAUUUUUCUAUUUAUUUUGUCACAGCACGAGCGCCCACUUGACCUAAGCUUUAAAUAUUAAGCUUCUUCUAAAUUGUUUCUAUGAAAAAUAACAUGUUCACGACUACAUUGACGAGAGAAUUGUUUCAUUUGCGCAAGCGGAGAGCCGUAGACGGUCAUACAGCGCGCUCUAAGUAUUGUAAUUCAUAGUUGCAGCUAAGCCGUUAGACUUAAAGAGUGGAACGUAAUGACGGGCGAGAGCCGACCGGUUGAAUUGCAAAUUCCGAUGCCCUGGGGUUACAUAGCCGCAUGUUGGUAUGGCGAUCCGCUGAGGCGGCCGCUGCUCGCUCUACACGGUUGGCAAGAUAACGCCGGCAGUUUCGCACGUUUGGCGCCACUUAUUGCAUCGCAGCGACCCAUUCUGGCUAUCGAUUUGCCCGGUCACGGACGUUCGUCGCACUUUCCUGCCGGCAUGUCAUAUCACUUUAACGAUUUUCUACGCGUCGUGCAUCGUAUUGUUCGCCAUUACAAGUGGCGUAAAAUAUCUUUUCUGGGACAUUCGUUGGGUGCCGCGCUAAGUUUUUAUUAUGCCGCACUCUUUCCGAACACAGUCGAUGUGAUUAUAGCGAUUGAUGCGUUGACCACGCUAUAUUUUCUGCCGCAUAUACAGAUCGAUAUGAUGUCCGUGAUAACGGACAAGGCGCUGAACGAAGAGGAUCGCUUGCGUGGGCCAGCGCCGGUGCCACUUUACAGUUAUGAGAAUUUAACUGAUUUGCUGUAUCGUGGUUCAGAGCAAUCGGUGGAGUUGGAACAUUGCAAGUAUCUGUUGGAGCGUAGCGUUCGGCUGGCCGAGGGUCACUCGGAUAUGUAUUAUUUCUCACGUGAUACCCGCAUUAAGCUGAUGGAAAUGGUUUUUACGCAGCCGGAACUGGUGCUGGCGUUGGCUAAACGCUUGCGUAACAUCCAUUACCUCGUCAUUAAAGCUGAGCACUCGUAUCACAUAGAGGUGGAGUAUCUAAGUGAUGUCUUUCGUAUUCUGCGUGUAAAUAACCCCACUUUCGAGUUUCAUGUCAUGAAAGGUGAGAAGCAUCAUGUUCACCUGAAUAGUCCUGAUAAAGUGGCGGCGUAUGUUGUGCGUUUUCUACGUAUGCACGGCGGAGUGAGGUGUAAACCCGCGGAGGCUAAUCUCUAGUUUUAAGCUUUUUAGAAUAAUAAUAAAAAAAAGGUAUCGUAAGCUCGUUUUCACUUCGGAACUUUCACUAGAACUUCGUUAAGUUGAAAAAAGCUUCGUGGGGUAAUAAGAUGUGGCUGAGUUUUAUAUUCGGUGGAAGUCCACCACAACGCUUCGGAUUAUUUGGGAUAUCAAUUGAAGGCCAAGACUUCUGCUGCAGAUUUCUAUUUAUUUUUGUCUGCUAAUCUCAGCUUGUAUUUUUUCGCAUCGCAUUUUUUUAUAAGCUCGACUCCAGAGGUUUAAUUUUUUAGGCAUUACUUUGGGGAACCCCUAUCUCUUUCUCUCUCUAUAAGGAAUUUUAGGAUAAUCUCAUGCGCGUAGUUUUGGAGAGAGACAAAUUUAACAGUUGCGACAAGUGCCUACAAAAUUUCAAGUCAUUAUAUCUCAAAGAGCGAACGCGAUAGUUAUCGUGAUAGGAAAAUUAUAAUGCUCAUAUAUAUCUCAGUUUCUGUAGGCUUCUUAAAGAUUUGAGAAGCAUUUUCAAAACAGAUCAAGCUCUUUUUAAACCGGAAUAUUACUUUGGAAGUGAAACUGGCAAUAACUACAAAAAUAUGAUAAAUCGCAUGCAAUAAUUUUCCAUUCACUCAUUUUUCUAUCGUUAAGGUGAAUAAUAGCCAAAACGUAGGAGAAACCCAUUUCCCCAAUGUUAAUUUUCAUAUCGUUUCUCCUGUGGUGAAACCGGCGUCAUAGAGGAGUGCGAAAGGAGAAAUUUCUUCAGUUGGGGUAAUGUUGCGUGGUGACUUUUGAAUGGUGAAUGGUGACAAUUUUUAAGUAGAUUGCAAUGUAAUUGAAUCAAG
This is a messenger RNA of Bactrocera oleae (olive fruit fly), 2926 nucleotides long. RefSeq names its product probable serine hydrolase. The record is from RefSeq and is a predicted model, not a curated record. Lineage: Eukaryota; Metazoa; Arthropoda; Insecta; Diptera; Tephritidae.